AAUUAUAAAGACACUCUGAAGGCCAACUCAAGGCUGUUGCGGUCUCCUGAGGUCGCAGAUGGUUGUUAUGCACUGCUGUUGCUGUGGAGGCGGAGUGCAGCCUGUCGGGACGGUCGGUCGAAGACGAGGGGACGUAACUGUCACACGCUGGAGGAGCGCUGCGAAGUUGACCUGCGGGAUGAGGAACUGAAUGGAAGAAAUUUAGUAAAAUGGAUAGUGCUUGUUAAAAAAAAAAAAAUAGAUUCAGCGAAAAGGUCGUGAGUGUCAUAAAGAUAAAAGAUCCCAAGGAGUCUCGUGCGCGCGGACGUGCCGUCGGAUCUGGAGCGUGACCUGUCGUUUACUGCCGCGUUUGUUUGGGGACGUUAAUUAAACGUAGACUCCCAAGGUCUGGAACUCUGAAUAGAACAGUAGUUCUUAAUAGCAAACUUUCACACGAAAAUUGAUCCAUUGUUGCUCCGACGCCGACGAGGACAUACGGAGAGGAUCAAAUCAGCAUGGUUACCACAAAGGGAGCAGGUCUGAACCCCAAUGCCAAAGUGUGGCAGGAGAUCCCUGCCCAACAGAAUGAGAGCCCAGUGGAAAUGGACAAUGCACCAUGGCUCCAUACCUGCCCUCCUUCUGCUGAAAUGACUGAAGGAUACUCAGAUGUUCCCUCUUCAGGAGGUAAAGGAUACUACAGUGAAUAUGUGGACAGCACUGCUGACUAUACUCCUGUAGCCACAGACAUUGUGAAUGACAUCAAUCCGUCUGACCAGGAGUAUUUAGCCUCUGACCCGCAGUGCGACUCCACCAUAGAUAAUGUGCCUGAGGCACAGCCGAUGUCUGAAGAGAGUUUGAGACAGUCUCUAAAGGAACGUCUUGAGUUCUUCUUUUCUAGAGAGAACCUCUCCAAGGACCUGUACCUAAUAUCCCAGAUGGACGGUGAUCAGUUUGUUCCUAUCUGGACACUUGCUUGUAUGGAGAACAUCAAAGCUCUUACCACUGACAUGGACCUCAUUCUGGAUGUACUGCGAGCCUCCCCCAUGGUGCAAGUUGAUGAAACUGGCAAGAAGGUUCGACCAAACCACAGUCGCUGCAUCAUUAUUCUGAGAGAAGUGCCAGAGACUACCCCAGUUGAGGAAAUUGAGGCUCUUUUUAAGAGUGAACACUGCCCAAAACUGUUAAGUGCUGAGUUUGCACACAACAGCAACUGGUACAUAACAUUUCAAUCAGAUAUGGAUGCACUACAGGCUUACAGGUACCUAAGAGAGGAAGUUAAAACAUUCAAGGGGAAACCAAUCAUGGCUCGCAUUAAGGCCAUUAACACAUUCUUUGGAAAGAAUGGCUUCUGCAGCAUUCAGGAUUCAGGCGUGUACAGUCAGCGUGCCCCGCUGCAGGCCCCGUAUGACUCGCCCGUCUAUAUGCAGCAGAUGUACAGCCCUCAGCAGCAGUACCCUGUUUAUCCUUUAGUAUCUCCCUCCUGGAAUCCUUCAGGCAUGCCUUAUUUUGAAACGCCAUUGGCACCUUUCCCCAGCAGUGGAUUCAUGAAUGGUUACAGCAAUCCUGGGAACUACAAAGCUAAUUCAAGCUCAGUCAACACACAUACUGCUAUCAACAGGAAUGGAAGUCGUUUAAAAGAUCACCCCAGGCCUGGAGAUAUGCACCCUUCUUUUGCUCCAAGGACCCAGAUGGAUGGUGUGCGUGGUCCAGCUCAUCUACAGGCCCUGCAAACAUCAGGGACCCUAACUGGCAUCACACCACAGCCAAUCUCUCUAGCCUCCUUCAACCUUAAAGAUAUGAGCGGAGCUGGACGUGGCAGAAGAGGCACCCAUAGAAACAUGAGGAGGAAAAGGGAAGAUGAGCAUACCACGAAGCCUGUCCCUGUAACAGAGACCAAGUCUUCACAUCCAAAGUUUGACCUGGCAGCUUCCAAUUUCCCUCCUCUGCCGGGAUCUGUGGUCAGCAUGCAGGAGGAAAGUGUGCCUGAGAUGCGCCUUUCUGAUAUUGUGCGUGGCCUGAAGGUGACGAACAAGUCUGGAGGCAAAGACAUUCACACAAACAUCUCAGAGGGUCCUGUAAGCAAACCCGAUCCUGUAACCCCAACUAAACCUGCUGUUGGGUCUCCCCAGACAACAACCCCACCAGUCUUAAGUGCUUCUCCUGUAGUGAAAGAAGAGGAUACUCCUGUAGUAAAGGAAGACGCUCCUGAAUCGAAGGGAAAAAUCUCCUCAUCCACACAAGAUCACCCUCCGUCACCUUCAGAACAUGCUCCCUCCAACUGCAGCCAGACCCUUUCUACAGAAACACUCUUGUCAUCUCCCACAACUCCAACAUCAGAACCGGGUCUUAGAAAGCUCAGCUAUGCAGAGGUGUGCCAGAAGCGGGCCAAAGAUCCACUGCCAACACAGGUGCCCUCUCCCUCUCCUUCUCCUGCUUCUUCAGCCAGCCAACCCCUGCAGGAGCUCAAGGUCAACAGGGUUGAGGAGCCUCGUUCCAACUGCAGACAGACUACAGAGAAACGUGGAGAUAAACGGCCUUUUCGGCAACCAUCGCGCUCCUUCAGAGGGGGAACUGGCCAAAUCAGAGUCAGAGAGACGGGGCAGAAGAUUCGGGAGCAUCAGAAGGGCCUGAAUACUGGCAAACUGUUUUCCCCACAGCGAGGAGCCAGACGCAGUGGCAAAGAACAGAAUAUCCCUCCAAGUUCGCCAAAGUAAUUAAAGGGAGGAAAAUGAACUCAAAACAGAAAAUAUGUGUAUAUAUGUGUAAUAUAUAAAGACAGAUCCCUAUAUUUCAUGACUUUGUCAAAUCUCUUUAGAUUACUGCAGUGCUGAAAUUAUUUUAAAGAUUGUAAAUAGAUUUUCUUUUUAGGAAAAUGUGGUCAUGGAUGGAUUUCAGUGUUUCUGGUGAUAAAACAUGCUUUGCUAAAAGUGAUGUCACCAUCAUAUUAAGAGAUGCCCCAUACGUGUGCUGAAUUUGUGGCAUCUACAUUUGUGGUUUAGAAAAAAAUGAGGUCUAUCUUUUUACAUGCAAGUAAUCUGAUAAACUAGUAACCUUUCAUCAACAGAAAGGACAAAGGUACAUUUGAUAUCAUUCUCAGCAUUUCAGUUAUUUUGCAUUGAAAUCAAGAAUAUAAUUAUUUUUGCCAUGGACUUGACAUAGGGUGGAGUGCCCUCUCUGGCUCAGGGACAAGUUCCUCCCCAAAGUGGAGGAGUUAAAGUAUCUCGGGGUCUUGUUCACAAGUGAUGGGAGAAGGGGGCAGGAGAUCAACAGACGGAUCGGGGCUGUUUCUGCAGUGAUGCGGACGCUGCACCGGUCUAUCGUGGUGAAGAGGGAGCUUAGUGUAAAAGCGAAGCUGUUGAUUUACCGGUCGAUCUACGUUCCUACCCUCACCUAUCGUCACAAGGCGUAGGCUCUUGCAACCCGGCCCCAGAUAAGCGGAGAUGGAUGGACUUGACAUGUUCAACUUCAGAGCGGGUUUAUGAACUCUUGGGAGGUUGGAGUAGCAAUAUUUGUAGAAAUGUUUGUAAAGUCUUGCUCUGCAAAUGGUGAAUCUUGGUGAAAUAUUGCCUUGGGCUUGUAAUCCUUAUUGAGUUUUGUAUUUUGCAAUCAUUUUCUGUUGUGCAAAAUUAGUACUGCUAACAUUGGAAUAAGUAGUAUAGUCUCAUGUCAUUUUUAUUGGAUUUUAUCUAAACUGUUUUUGUUUUUUAAUCAAGCAUAAAUAUCCAUAGGCUUUGCUGGCCAAAUAACCUACUAAUGCUAAGGGUUAGUGGCCAUAGGCAUGAAAAACUCGAUUGAUCAGAUCUUAGUAACACUGGCAUCUGAUUUGUAAAGUGACUUAAAGGGGCUGGUCUGCUAACUUUGGUUGUGGUUCCUGCAUUUAUUGUUUCAUGUAGGGUUUUUUUUUUUUGGAGUGGAAGAGUUUAUGCUGAGUCAGGUUUUCCUCAGUGAACACCUGUGUCUUUAUGGAUAAAAUGUUAUGGAUGGUUUGAGGGAUGGGGAGCAGACAUUUCCUCCUCAAUGUUGAUUUUAAAAGUAGCAUUUUAUUGCUCGAGUCACACGUCCCAUCAAAACAGAUGAUGUAGCUUGUGUAUCUAAAACCACUUUUUAAUUCUUUUGACAUAUGUAUUUGUUUUCUUUGCGUAUGCAAAUUCAGUUUUUGCAUUAUAUUCUCAGCUGUUUUUCUUCAUGAUAUUCAUGUUUGUAGUAUUUUUGGUGUGCAGACUGAUCUGUUUAUAAGGAGUUAGAUUAUGGUAAUGCAGCUCAUGCCUCAAUAAUGUUUGAGUUAUUACAGAUGACACAAGGGUAUUAAGAUCAAUUUCUCAACUUGUGCUGGGAUUUCGUUUCUGAUAUGGUUAGUUUAAGGUGUUACAAAUAGAAAUGUGUAUAAUUUAAGAUAUAACUACAAUUCAGAAGUUAACAGGCUGAACACUGCAGUAGAUUCUGUCUUGUAAUCAGUUUGUUUUUUGUUUUUUCUUGGUGAAACAGUUUAGUGUGUGCAGCUGAAUGAGAUGCUUCUUGUGAAUCAGACUACAAGGAGUUAUCAAACCAAACUCCCUUUAAUUUCAUUGUAAAAAGGCAAUAAAGGCAUAAAAUUGUAUUGAACAAGUUUAGGUUUGGAAACCUUAUUUUGUGGCAACAAAAAUUCCAGUUUAAUGUGUAACUUAGUUAUAAUCACAGCAGAUGGCCUAUGGCUGGUUUGACUGUCCAUUAUGUCACUGUGCCCCCCCCCCCCCAACAUAAAAAAUGUUUUUGGUAACUUAACCUUGGAUGAGAAUCAUGAUUUUUCUGGGCUUGAAUUUUUAAAUUUUUUGUUUGUAUGCUGAACAUUUUACUAGCUUGAAGUAUUAAAAAAUAAAAGUUUAUUUUUUAAA
This is a messenger RNA of Archocentrus centrarchus (flier cichlid), 4850 nucleotides long. RefSeq names its product La ribonucleoprotein 4Ab (gene larp4ab). Lineage: Eukaryota; Metazoa; Chordata; Actinopteri; Cichliformes; Cichlidae. Gene Ontology annotation, molecular function: mRNA 3'-UTR binding. The record is from RefSeq and is a predicted model, not a curated record. Gene Ontology annotation, biological process: positive regulation of translation. Gene Ontology annotation, cellular component: cytosol; cytoplasmic stress granule. The coding region runs from base 495 to 2693 and encodes 732 amino acids. The transcript has 15 exons.